Xiphophorus maculatus (southern platyfish) is the source of this 3280-nucleotide messenger RNA. It is a transcript of the gene mbtps2, whose product is annotated as membrane bound transcription factor peptidase, site 2. The record is from RefSeq and is a predicted model, not a curated record. Gene Ontology annotation, biological process: regulation of response to endoplasmic reticulum stress; membrane protein intracellular domain proteolysis. Gene Ontology annotation, molecular function: metalloendopeptidase activity; protein binding. The transcript is spliced from 11 exons. Gene Ontology annotation, cellular component: cytoplasm; membrane. Bases 206 to 1699 code for a protein of 497 amino acids. Lineage: Eukaryota; Metazoa; Chordata; Actinopteri; Cyprinodontiformes; Poeciliidae.
AGAGCAACCAGCCGGUGACUUGUGUCUCAUUUCCGCUGUAAACAAACCCACUAUCGCCUGUUUGAACGUUUUGUAGAAACAUGCCGGCUUCUCUUCGCGGUUUUCGAGCCGCCUAAUCGCGGCCUUGUUGUCCGCAAACGGAGCAAUGGAGAGGCCGCAGUUCGGUUGGACGGUUCCGCGGAGAGUCCUCUGACAGAGCCGCACCAUGAUCCCGGUGUCCCUGCUGGUGUUCGUGAUGGCAGGCUGGUGUGCUGUCUACCUGGCUGACACACUUCUCAGGUCAUCUGCCACGUACCGGAUCAACUACGAGUCAUGGCUGGCCAGCCGAGGGUUGAUGUUGUCUCCUUUUCAUGUGAGAUGGCAGACCACCAUGUUUAACCGGCUGUUUGCUUACUGUGCCCGCAUCAACCCCCGAGCCCUCUAUCUUUGGUUCAGCAGUGGUCUAGUGUUUGGUGUGGCGGCCAUGUUGGGAUCGGUGGUGCUGCUGGUGAAGACGCUGCAGCAGACCUACGCCCAGAUGACCACAGACAACCCGCGGAUUGGUGGGCAGCAGACUCUGCAGGUGGUGGUCCCGGGUGUGAACCUGCCCACCAGUCAGCUGGCCUACUUCUUCAUCGCUCUGCUGCUCAGCGGCAUCAUCCAUGAGCUGGGUCACGCUGUGGCCGCGCUGAGGGAGUCUGUGAGAGUGAACGGCUUCGGGAUGUUCGUCUUCGUCGUUUAUCCCGGGGCGUUUGUGGACCUCUUCACCACGCACCUCAACCUCAUCUCUCCUGCUCAGCAGCUCAGAAUAUUCUGUGCAGGAGUUUGGCAUAACUUUGUUUUGUGCGUGGCGGCGCUGGCUCUCCUCUUCCUGCUGCCGGUCCUCCUGUUUCCUGUCUAUGCCACCGGGGUCGGCGCUAUGGUUACCGAGGUCGUGCAGGGUUCUGCGGCGGACGGGCCCCGGGGUCUGUCGGUCGGGGACCUGGUGACGCAGCUGGAGGACUGUCCCGUCCGGGGAGCGGAGGACUGGGCCGGCUGCCUGUCCCAGCUGUCCCGCGUGCCGCAGACCGGGUACUGCGUCCCGGCGGCCGGCCUGCAGCCCAGCUGGGCUCACGGCAGACCUUUCAAGCGUCUGGACGGGACGAUGGACUGCUGCAGCAACAACAGCCUGACGGACCUCUGCUUCUCCUACAUCAAACCACAGGGCAGGAACAGCAGGGAGAGAGAGUUCGCCUGCAUGCCGGUGAGGAAGAUGGUGACGGGAACGGCGACGUGUCGCUCCGACAACGACUGCGGCGUGAACUCGGCCAGCGUCUGCGUCACCCCGUCUCUGGAGAACCAGACCCGCUUCAUCCGCGUCGCUCACCCGCCGAGCCCACACAUGCUGUUCGUGGGCUUCCCGCCGCACCUGCAGUACGCCGUGAGUCUGACCAACUUCGUGCCCCGCUUCGGGUUCCUCCACCUGGACCUGCCUGUCUUCAUGGAGACCUUCCUAAAGUACGUGGUGUCCCUCUCCGGCGCGCUGGCCGUCGUUAACUCCGUGCCCUGCUUUGCCCUGGACGGACAGUGGAUGCUCAACGCCCUGCUGGAGGCCACGCUGGUUACCGUGGUAACGGACCGCCAGAAGCGCGAGCUUAUCGGUUUCUUCCUGCUGCUAGCGGGCAGCGCCUUGCUAGCAGCUAACGUGGCGCUCGGCCUGUGGAUGGUAACGGCGCGGUAGCGGCAGAUUCGGUGAACGAAGGGAGGUCCAUUUCCAGUCCGGGAGGAGCUGCUGACCAGAAACUGUGAAGCUGCUGCGAACAGGCGAUAACGCCGCGGCAGCUCCGCUACUUUACGCUGACUGUUUUCCCUCCAUCCGCCUGUCAGCCGUUACGACCAAUGAAGACUACUUCUUCUUCCACCGUAUUUAGCUACAGAAGAGGAAUAGAACCACAAAACAGAAUUCUGACUUUAUCUCAAAAUUCACGUUUUUUUCUCCGAAUUCUGUCAUUUUUCCUAAGAAUUUUAUCUUUAAUUUCUGGAUUCUUUUUUUUACCUUCAUAAGUUUAACUUUAAUUAAUGUUCCCCCCAGAAUUCUGAUACUUUUUCUCUAAAUUCCAACGUUUUUCUCUGAAUUUCAUUUUUUUUUUUUUCAAAUUCCAACUUUAAUGGUAAAAUUCUGACUUUUCCCCAUCAGAAUUCCAAUUUUAUUUCUCUGAAUUAAACUUUUUAUGUCUCAAUUAAAUUUCUUCGCAUAUUUCAACUUCAGUUGUCAAAUUCUGACUUUCUUCGAGAUUUCCAAUUAUUUUUCUUUGAAUUCCAACUGUUUCCUCUGAAUUUCAAAUUAUGUUCUCUGAAUUCUGACCAAAUUCUUUUUUCCUCCUAACAUUUUUUUCACCUGAAUUUUUUAUUUCUCCAAAUUUGAACCUUAGUUGUAUAAUUCUGACCUUUUCCCCCUCAGAAUUCCAAUUAUUUUUCUUUGAAUUCCAACUUUUUUUCCUCUAAAUUUCUUGUUUUUUCUGCAAAUUUAAAUCUUAAUUGCCAAAUUCUGACUUUUUUCAGAUUUACAACUUUUCUCAUCUGAAUUAAAAAAUUUUUUUUUCUGAAUUUCAAAUUUAAUUGCUGACUUUAACGUAUGCGGGCCCCUGGGAGCCACUGGCUUCAAUGACACGUGAUUUCUGCAUUAGGAGAACUAACUUUUUGGAGGAUCACGUGUAAAAAGAAAAAAAAUCACUUUAAUAAUUUUUAGACGCUGGUUAAAAUCAUAUUUCCUUUUCAUUUGUUCAAAUCUUACGCAUAAAGAAGAUGGGGAAAUGCUUCCUGUAAUGUACUGUUCCAACUGAAUGUUUACAAGAGCAAAUUAUAGCAUUUUUAAAAUUGUGGUGUUUGAGUUUGGAUUUAAAUGUUAUCCGAAAAUCCCAAACUGUGUUUUUGCUGCGAAACAGAAGAAUUAAGUUGUUCUAAAUGGUUUUCUCAGCUUCUGUUUUGGUGAAUUCACAGCAGUAUCGUGAUCUACAUUAUAACUGGUGGAGAAAUUGCACUACUGAUUACUCUUUAAGAAAACAUUUGGGUCAUUAUAAUUACCUGAGUGGACCUCUGUCUAUCUCAAAAUGUAAACUAGAGCACUGUACAGAUUUACUGGCUCAAAUCAAGUGUCUUUAUCUCCUUCAGGUAUUAAUGCAGGAAAAAUGCCUUCUGUGUUCACUGUGUUCUGACUUUCCUGAGGUUUCUCUGUUCCCUUCUGACCUCUCACUGUUCACAGUCUGGUUGCAAAAGUUAAUUGUGUCAAAAAUGUGAAAUAAAACGUUUUUUUGUAAUUGAA